This is a messenger RNA of Pristis pectinata (smalltooth sawfish), 768 nucleotides long. RefSeq names its product family with sequence similarity 166 member C (gene cimip2c). Lineage: Eukaryota; Metazoa; Chordata; Chondrichthyes; Rhinopristiformes; Pristidae. The coding region runs from base 22 to 768 and encodes 248 amino acids. The transcript is spliced from 5 exons. The record is from RefSeq and is a predicted model, not a curated record.
CAGCAUUUUCGUGCUGGAGUCAUGGCUUCCCGUAGUGCUGGAACUCUCAUAACCAACUACAAUGCCACAUACAUCCCUCCCGCCUUAAUGCCCGGAUACCGUGGCUUUGUUCCAACAAUAAAUUUUACAUAUGGCGAUACUUAUGGAAACAGCACCAGGAAAUACUUUGAAGAUUUCCGCAUGUCAGCUCUGAACACAAGUCAGAGUCCUUACAGCAAAGGAGGGCAAUUUCCAACCAUUUAUUCCAACAACCCAUGUCUUGUGAUAGAAAAUAGGCUGCGCAACAGGAAUAGAUGGCUGUAUGCGCCACAGUGGUCCAGAUACGAUGUGGAUUUCAACAGGGAUGAAGAAAUAAAAGCUUUUGAUAAGUUAUCUCAGCAACACCGGGAGAACUACAAAGACAAGACAGGCACAAUACCCCGAGUGGAUCAUUUUGUGCUACCUGGAAAAGAGGAAGAUGCAUUCCCUUGUUUACCAAAUAUCCAACGAGACAAAGAUGAUUGUCCUUCUCCUAACUACAUUUCCUGGCCACGCGAGUACUUGGACAGUCACUGCAAAGAUAACUUGGAAGCUGCUCUGUGCAUCUCUCCAAAAGGAUAUUCGGGUGUUGCCAUGAACAAACCUCCAUACUGGCAUUGUCCAUCACUGGAUAAGGGGAUGCUGUUUGGUGGUAAUGGUCCAACAUCACCACUACAAUGCAGUCCCCAGAAGGUUAGUGACUACCAAGCAGGAUAUGAUCGAACAACAUACUUUUGUGAAGACAAAUAA